Molecule: messenger RNA, 1574 nt
Organism: Xyrauchen texanus (razorback sucker)
Lineage: Eukaryota; Metazoa; Chordata; Actinopteri; Cypriniformes; Catostomidae
Product: DNA damage-inducible transcript 4-like protein
Exons: 3
Coding region: 131-715 (194 amino acids)
Biological process (GO): negative regulation of signal transduction
Cellular component (GO): cytoplasm
Source: RefSeq, a predicted model, not a curated record
UGUGUAUGAACGUCUGUGAUGAUAGAGACUUGUGUGUGGGACUAUUUAAAUGAAUAUUUCUAAUUUAUUUAUUAUCUAUAAUUGCUUUACAAAGCACUUUAUACAACUGUAAACUUGCAGGAUUUACACAAUGGUUGCAACAAGCACACUAAGCAGAAAUUCGGAGUGCCUCCCUGAAUUUGCCAAUGGAGGAUAUGACCAGGCUUGCAUAGAUUAUGAAAUGAACUUUUGGGAGAGGUGUUUGGCUGAGCCUUACCUAGGUGCAGAAGUGUGUGAAGAACAGACAUGUCAACAGCUCGCCCGGCUGCUGGAGGGCUGUCUGGCAAGGGCAAAAGCCAGCAAACUUCAAUGUGCCCAUGUGCUGGUGCCAGAGACUCUGACCCGGCGGGUGGCACGGGAUGUGCUCCGUCUGGCUGCGGGAGAACCAUGUGGGUUGCGGGGCUGCGUGCUAGACGUCCGCCUUGAGCUAGAGGAGCAGCAGUGUCGCUGUGAGAGACUCGAGCGCCUCGCUUGCGAUGCAAGUGUGGUGCCAACUUUUGAAUUGACAUUGGUCUUUAAACAGGAUGGCGGUGGUUGGCCAAGCCUCCGUGACUUUUUGCGCAUGGGUACGUGUUUCCCACCUGGCACCCGCCGUGCACUUAAACUCCGCCCUGGGUUUCGGCUCAUUAAGAAAAAGCUGUACUCAGCUGCUGGGACGGUGGUUGAGGAGUGCUGAAUCAGACAGGUUGUGGGAGGCUUAGAGUCUUUUUCUUUAAGGGUACGAUGAUGCACUGUAACACCAUGUAUAAUGAAUGUAAGAGUCUGCCAGAGGUGCAGCUCAUGUUUUUGUACAAUUUUUUUUUUUUUUACUAUUGAUAUUAGAAGAGUUUUAGUUUUUGCCUUUUUGUGAUACCAUUGGAACAAAAUGGGGAGUUGGAUAAUUUGAUAAGGGGAAUUUACUGUAGUUUGUGAAGGCAUUAAUGCAAGUGAUCAAACAGUGGCCUUGACUUGGUGCCAGCCUGAUCCGAAAUGGUUAAUUAUUUUGCUCAAAUGAAGGGUACACAAAGACUUAUCCCAAAUUUUAUGUCAUAUGUGAAUCCAUCAAUCAUUUGAGUGUUCUCCAAAGUUUCCAGUUAUUUGACUGUUGACGUUCUUGGUGGCAUGUACACGAAAGUAUCUCUCUGAAUGGGGGCCAUAUUUGUGAAUGUAUUGUGCCUUCUUUAAGUGUCUGUGCUCAUGAAUGUGCCAUUUAAAAUAUGGAGUUUUUAAAAUGUAAAUGUCAAGAUUUCCAACAUGCCACUGUUGAAAGAGACUAUAUUGGUAGGGAUUUGAAUUAUUUAUUUUCCUUCUCCUUGGUUAGUAGUUAAUCUGUUAAUGACCAUUGCACAAUGUUAUUGUCUAUUGUUUAUCCUUCAGUGCUUGAGCUUUAUUUUAUUUUUCUUUCCAAAUUUGUCACUGAAGACACUUGCAUAGUUUUGCCAGCACUGUUACAGUGACUGCAUAUUUUUCUUUAAAAGUUCAAUUUAUAGGAAGUGGAGAGCCUUGUCUGUUUGACAAAUAAAUUAUAUUUUCCAAGAUAUUUCCUGACUGAGAAU